Oncorhynchus gorbuscha (pink salmon) is the source of this 1100-nucleotide messenger RNA. It is a transcript of the gene cmtm6, whose product is annotated as CKLF-like MARVEL transmembrane domain containing 6. Gene Ontology annotation, cellular component: membrane. The record is from RefSeq and is a predicted model, not a curated record. The transcript has 5 exons. Bases 170 to 700 code for a protein of 176 amino acids. Lineage: Eukaryota; Metazoa; Chordata; Actinopteri; Salmoniformes; Salmonidae.
CUGUUAACGACAGGGGUGUAGACAAGCCGUUCAUUUGCGGAAGUGUGGAUCUAGGUUUUAAACAAGAACGCAACAACAAAGGGCAUUGCAUUGGAAAGUCGUGGAAAUACGAUAUCUAUCGCCAAGGCAUACCUAUUCAGUUGGUUGCUCCAAACUUGACGCUCACACCAUGGCUGCCGCGGAACCAGUCUACAGUCCAACAACAGUUUCAGAGACCAAAUCCAAAAAGUGGUUAAUUGUACCAACAGAUAAUUUGGAUAAAGUCAGAUGUUUGAUAAAGGUGGUGGAAGUGCUCCUGUCGUUUGUGGCCUUCAUUCUUGAAGAGGUAGUGACGAACUGUAAAUGUAUGCUUUACAGGACUGUGUGUGUGAGGAUACUUGUUUUCCCAUUUAAAUGUAUGCUGGUAUAUAUAACCAUGCUGACUUGUCUCUUGCAGGACUUUGUGUACACAGCUUUGAUGGCUGUAUUCUUCCUCAUCGCCUCCAUCGUGUUUGCCUCAGAUAAUGGUGGAACUGACCUGGAGAAUGCUGCUGUGGCAUUUGGCUUCCUGGCCACUGUGGCAUUCCUGGUGGAUGCUGGCUGGUUUGUGAAGACCAGGGGUUUUCCUUUUAAAAAGACCAACCAGCAAGCUGCAAGCAACGGCGGGGCUCCUGUGGCAGAGGCUGAGAAACUCAACAGGGAACAGAACGAAGCAGACUAGACCCAGGAUACCUAACGAGUGUAGCCCUGGUAUCUCUUUCUCCCACAUUUACACACGUAAACACACAACACACGAAGACUAUCAGAGGGCCACCUUAUAUCUGCUUAAAGGAAGGAAAGACUCCAGUCGUUUUAACAUCUUAUUCAGACCUUUUAUUCUCAGCAGUGGGACCAUUUUUGUAGGAGACAUGGUCUGUGUUGUAUACAUUCUGUUUCCUUGGACCAUGGACCUGCUUGGGAAUGGGACCACUCAUUGAUAAAAAUAGACCAAGGUUCUCCAACCCUGUUCCUGGAGAUCUAUCCUCCUGUAGCUUUUCACUCCAACCCUGUUCUUGGAGAGCUAUCCUCCUGUAGCUUUUCACUCCAACCCUGUUCUUGGAGAGCUAUCCUCCUGUAGCUUU